GAAAUUCCCAAGAUUUAGUAUCAAACGGGUGCACGUCCAACGCGGCCAGCCGACGGCGAAUGCAAGCAAUGGACGCGGUCGGUGACGAGAUAUCCCCGCCGUCGUCGCCAUUGAAGGCACACAACCACCAUCAUCGGUCUCGAAAAGGUGAAAAGCGAGAGUCACCGACUCGACAAUCGUCGUUGGAGAAGAAGGGGUGGAAGAAGCAACACGAUGUGCCCCAAAUGCAAUUCAUCGACUUUGACGUGAUCAAAGGCUCAGCGUUUUUCAACACGAAGCCCAGCAAGUACAACAAGGAGCUUGUACGACAGGGCUUUUACCGCGCGAUCUUGUUUCCGGUCUUUACUCGGUACUGGCGAGAGAAGGACCCACUCUUCUACGCUGGAGCGACGGUGGUGUACGUGGUGCACGUUGUUGCAGCCGCCUUGUAUCUCGCCGACGACCGCAAUGAACCAGGCCCACUCACAGCGUUCGAAAUAUGGACUCCUGUCGUGCUUCUCAUUCUAACCGCGUGCGGAUACGGUCGUGUAUCGUCGAUCGUGCUGUCCGCCGAUCCCGAAGGCAGCAUGAGCUUGAACGGGCAUUUGCAAGCCAUCAACCUCCAUUCGCCUGUGUCAACGCCACAGGCCGGGAGCAAAGGAAAAACAUCGCGCGAGCAUGUGUCUGUUGUGGACGGAUCAACGAAUGAUCCAUCGUUGUUGGAGUCGGAAGGUUCGUCUGGGGAAAGUGGCGACAGUGACAGCGACGACGGGGCAUCGUCGUCGUCGGACGAUGAGGUGCCAAAAGCUCUGGACGAGCACGACGACUUGCCGAGUCAAUUUACGCGAAGUCGACGGCACGGCGCCCGAAGGUUGAGCGAAUCCUCGUUCGGUGCUGACCACAUCACUCAUCGCCGCGUCAAAGUUUGCGUGUGGAAAGGCAAUCAGGUCGUGAAAGAAGCCAUGUCGAUCACGGAGCUGCGCAACCACAUCCUGCUCAAGGUGAAAUCGCAGCCACCGCGACACUUGUAUCGCACAGUCGCAAAGCUGAGUGGGUGUUUGGUGGCGCUCGUUCCACUGCUCUUUCGCGUGCUGCAGCGCUUUACCGACCAAAACAUCAACAUCUACGACCCUUACGUGUUGUACGAGGCGGUCCCUCUCUUGAUGUUGAAAACGUCACGGCUUCCACUUGCCGCCGUGACCCAGGCAGUUCGCGAUCACUUGUGCUUGGAGUCUCUCCUGUCGAUCUCGUGUACGUUGGCAACGUACAUCAUGGGGAGCGUCAUCUUUUCGGCGCUCGCGGAUGCCGAAGUUACGUACCACCGACGAUUUCUGUACGCCAAGUGCUUCACCGCCCUGACGUCGUCGCGGCGGUCCAAGGCGUCGCACUUGCCUCAUUUUCGCCUGAAGAACGUUGUCAACAUCAAAGCGUGGCUGAGUUUACGCGGUGGGAGGUCGUGGCUCAAGCGGCAAGGACGGCAGCGCGCCGCCGAUGAGAUCGUGUCGACCAGUUUUCUCAUUGUGCUGCUCUUCUUGGCCGUCAUGGGGGUCCAAGCGGUGUCGGAAACCAUCCCCAACACAUCGUCGCAGCUGUCGACCGUGCUGCACACAGAAGUGACUGUGUGGUGCUUGCUUUCGAGGUGGGCGUCGUGGUUUUCGUGGUGUUCCUCACGCAGACGUAGUGUGUUUUUGCUGCGCUUCAUGAUGCUUGGGUCCAACAUCAAUCGCAAGUAUCAAAACACGUCGCUCCUCUUGACCGAACAAAUGAACGUGUAUCUCAAGUUGCUCGUGACCCCCGAGAAGAAGGAGAAGUUGCUCAUUUCCAACAACGUGCUCAAACUUGCGAGCAAGCUGCUCAAGGAACUCAAUUCGCCAAACAAGAUCUCUGGCCUCACGAUGAAUCCGCUCUUGUACAACGUCACGCGCGUCGUCGUGCUGUCCGCGUUCUCCUCGGCCCUGUCGGAAGUGUUUGGGUUCAAGCUCAAGUUGUGGAAGAUGAAAGUGUAGCUAUGUUUGGAGAAAAUGAACUACACUUUCGGGCAAUUUCAGGCCGUUUCCGU
Molecule: messenger RNA, 2038 nt
Organism: Aphanomyces invadans
Lineage: Eukaryota; Oomycota; Saprolegniomycetes; Saprolegniales; Verrucalvaceae
Exons: 7
Coding region: 60-1985 (641 amino acids)
Cellular component (GO): endoplasmic reticulum
Source: RefSeq, a predicted model, not a curated record